AGGAGAUGACGCAAUAUCUGUCGGACCACACAGACGAAUACAAUAGCACGGACCACUUUCUCAAGGACGGCAGCGACGGCGAGUUGAUGGUCACUGGGUGGAUUGCUGGUGAGGUGCUCAGUCGGGCUGUUAGCGUCCCUGAGGUGCUUGAAAACAACACGAAAUUUCAGAGGUCUCUCUUCGACCAGCGCCGGUAUAAGAUCGAUGAUCUUGUGAUUGGUGACUUCGGGGAUGAUUGCAGCGAUAUUGCCGAUUCGAACGGUGUCGUCUGUCGCUGCAACCAGGGUGGGCGUGCAGUCUAUGUUAAGCAUUUUGUGGAGGACUAUGCUGUGGAGCGUAUUAUUGAUGGAACACUACUGCUCGACCCGAUGGAAUGUUACGCUAAGAGUUUAGUGAUGUUGUCUCCGUUCGGCUUAAUUAUGAUGGUUAUGACUGACCGGCAUGACGCUGUGAGGGCAAUGGAGGACAUAACGUACGGUACCACAGCCGCUAUUGGCAAUCAACUAAUCUUGGGAAGUUUUCAUUUUAUGUCGGCCAGAGCGAUAAAUACCCCGGUGUCAGAUGCCAGUGCUGCCCUGACCAAAGAGCUUGAAGUGCGAUAUGUUGACUGUGUGGUUGGAGUUCUCCCCAAAUAUCUGCUGAACACGAAAGGUAUCACAUUCAUUGACCCGGUGCCUCUCCAGUCGCAUGUUAAUCGGUUUCGCCGGCGCGAGAUUCACCUGUCACCGACGCUGGAGCAGGAGUUCUUUGUGGUUGCGCAGUACCUCGGCAACACUACUGUCGCCAACGCCCACGCUGUGAUCCGCAGCGACGGGGCUGCUGCUGUUGCUGAUGUGCUACGGCGGUCGCUUGUGACGUUUAAUGGGUCGCUGCUGUCGUCCGCGCUGCUGGGUGGCGGUGACGCGCUGGAGAGCCACCUGCCUCGCGAUGGCGAUGUGUUCGUCGUGGGCCUCGCUGCUGCCGAUGUCGCUGUGGUCGCGGGUCACCUGGCGAAGCACAGCGGUGUGCGUGUGUUUGUGCUGUUCACGGAGUUCUCGUUGCUGUACGGUGAGUUUGUUGCUGCGUUCAAUGGGAGUGCGGCUGCUGGGCGCCUUGUGUUCGCGACGAGCCUGCCGCACUGGGCAGACGAGAGCACGACGUCUGAGACGGUGCAGAAGUUCCACGCUGCUGUGGAGGAGAAGACGAAGUGGACUCCGCUGGCGCUGAGGAGCUUCGCCACUGUAAGUCUGAUGCGCUCAGUUGCUGCCCGAAUGGACAAGGUUGGUGCAAAGCAUCUGGCUGACUUUUUCUACACCAAUGUCAUGGUGACUGUGGAUGACAUGCACUACGGAUCUUUUUUUGAUAAUGUGGAUUGUGGGGAUGAGGCACCUACUGAGCACUGUGGUUCUAACUACGGAGAUCCCACGCUGCUCGUAUGGUCAAUGGCGCGUGCACUCGACCCCACAGUGCCCGCAAUCCUACAGCCAACUUCACAAGUAAUUUUCUACGUCGAAGGUAUGGAAGCCACAACACAGACCAACUGGAAGUAUAUGAUUGGUGCUGCUUCUGUUGGUACUGCUUUGUUCGCCUUGGCUGUUAUAAUUGUUGUAAUACUUUGCUGUGGAAGUUGGAGAGACGCCCGUGACAACAACAACGCCCCGAAGGAGCCCACAGACCCCGUGACGCUUGUGUUCACUGACAUCGAGAGCAGCACUGCG
This is a messenger RNA of Trypanosoma grayi, 1697 nucleotides long. RefSeq names its product receptor-type adenylate cyclase. The transcript has a single exon. Lineage: Eukaryota; Euglenozoa; Kinetoplastea; Trypanosomatida; Trypanosomatidae. The annotation marks the transcript as partial. The record is from RefSeq and is a predicted model, not a curated record.